Messenger RNA from Polistes canadensis, 9433 nucleotides. It is a transcript of the gene Kdm3, whose product is annotated as lysine-specific demethylase 3B. NCBI's taxonomy places the organism in Eukaryota, Metazoa, Arthropoda, Insecta, Hymenoptera, Vespidae. The transcript is spliced from 11 exons. The coding region runs from base 2720 to 8989 and encodes 2089 amino acids. Gene Ontology annotation, cellular component: histone deacetylase complex; chromatin. Gene Ontology annotation, molecular function: transcription coregulator activity; chromatin DNA binding; histone H3K9 demethylase activity. Gene Ontology annotation, biological process: regulation of transcription by RNA polymerase II. The record is from RefSeq and is a predicted model, not a curated record.
GGACAAAUGUUGAAAAGAUGAAAAAACCGGAGCACUUCAAGCAACGAUGUAUUCUAUAUAGGUUUAGGUAGAAACAGGGUAGCUGUGAGUAGGUAAUGCAAGGCAAAGCACAGGGAACAGCCAACCAAGCAAGCGGGAAUACGCGCGAGCACGUGUGCGUGAAUGCAGAGGGAAUUUUUUUGUGCCAACCAGCAGGCAGAGGCAGAGGCAGAGGCAGAGGUAGAACGUAGAGGAAAGUGCAGAAUACAGAGACAGGGCCGGGAGUAAUCGUGCCUCGAGACUCGAGCGUUCGUUCGUUCGUUCGUUGGGUUCGUUCGUUCGUUGGUUCGCUCGUUCGCCUCGGUCACGGGUGGUGAUGGUGUGUGGUGUGGUGUGGUAUGGUAUGGAAUGGAAUGGUGGUGGGGGGAGAGCUGCAUCGCUGUUCGGGGUCGGAGCAAACGAAUGAGAGUGAGCAAGUGAGAUAGAGGUAGUGAAAAGCCGGCGGCAGCGGCGGCGGAGUCGAAGCGGAUCGGAGCGGGUUGAAGUGGGAGAGAAGAACGGGUCGUUUGGGUGUCGGCGGUGGGUAGAUUGUCAAUAGUGGGGGUAGUCUGGCUCGAGCAACGACGCGUCCUAAGGGUGGGGGGCAAUUCUCCUGACUACCGCAGUAGAGUAGCGGCCUUCGACGCGAUCUGAUCUUGGUUCUCUUCGAGAAAGUGUGCGCCCGCGCACGCACUCAAACAUACAAUCGAACACACACCAUACACUCACAUUUAUAUAUCAUAUAUAUAUAUAUAUAUAUUUAAAGCCGUCCUAUACUCUCCCCUAAAUACGGUGCUGCGCCGAGAACUUAACGCACUGCGCAGGCCACUUUUCUCUUCUAUCUAUCCUCUCCUCACAGCUUUUUACCCGUUCGUCUGAUCAUCUCGACCAUAAUGCCGGGCAUUUCUCUUUGUACAUUACUUCGUAUCAACCAAAACUCUUGAUAUUCUCUAUCCAACAAAGACAAAUAAACUAAUAACGGGGGUGGUAUCCCUUGGUUGCUGGUGAUCAACGUGUAAUUAAUUGGAAAACCGAGUCGGGAUUUUUAUCGGGGGUGGUCUGUCAUUAAUUAUUAUCUACCCCAACGACCUCUUUUGUUUAAAAUUGGACAACGGUGAACGGAUUUACAGUGAAAUCAAUCAGUGAAUCAGUUUUUCAAUUAUACCCACCAUCUUACACACUUAUUUCUCUUUUUUUAAGUUUUUUUAAUUUAAUAUACGAUAUAAUAUUAUUAUUGUGAAGUGGAAUUUACAUUAAAUACUUUAUUUCAUUUCGCAACAUUUUAUCUCUCGAGGAUACAAAUUUUCUUGAAGUUUUCGUCGUCGUUGUUGUUGUUGCUUGAUUGGUUAAUUGUUAUCUGACACACCUCGGGGUGUCAGCGAAAACGAAAGGGUUACCCCCUUUUUUUUCUACUUUGCGUAUAUCCCUUGUGUUUUGUGCGUACGUGUGGAAUUAAAAAAAAAAAAGAAAAAGAAAAGGCUGGAUCACGAGGAAGAAGAAAAGUGAAGAAGGAAGGAAGGAAGGAAGGAAGGAAAUAGUGGUGCAUAAUUCGUGGCGCGAAAGGAAAAGAAAAAAAAAAAGAACACACACACACACACACACAUACAAGAGAGAAAGAAGUCAAGUUGGCGAGACACUGAGGGUGACAAGAGAAAAAGAAAGAGUAUAACGUGUACGUGUAUUAUUUGUGUGCAUGUACGUGAGCCCGAUAGAGAGAAAGAGAGAGAGUGAGAGAGAGAGAGAGAGAGAGAGAGAGAAGCCAGGGGAGAUCGACCAUUGUUCGUCGGUCGAUCGACGACUAGCAGGAGUCGCUUCGUACAAACUCGGCAAUCUUCGUGUCUGAUCGUCGACGCGUAUAGCUCUCUUCUCUCCUGCUGCAUGCCGUGCAGAUCUCUCCAAGUGUCGUCGCACGCAGUAUAGUAAGCGCGGAUGGGUCAACCCCAGUGAGAAAAGAAGAAGAAGAAGAAGUUUCCUCAGUUUUUGAAACUUGUGUGCAAACGGGGGUUUGGUUACGAAUCAUUGUCGAUUGAUUUUAUUCAGCAGUGUUCAAAAGGAAUACUUAGUAUUACUUAAUCGCAUACACCCCACUUGUCUGUCCUUAGUUAAAUCAUCUUAUUUAAUCGAAGGUGUCAACUUUAAGAGGGUUUUUCUCCUAUUUUUUCUUUUCUUCUUUUAUCAUCUUUUUGGUGUACCUCUUUUUAUUGUGUGUGCGUGUGUGUGUAUGUGUGUACCCCUCACACUCCACCCGGCGACGGCCAUCUAUCUAUCUAUUGUGUUGAACCCAUGUGUGCGCGAUUAAUAACAGGCAUUUAAAUUUCAAGAGAAAAAUCUAAUAAUAAUAAUAAUAAUAAUACUAGUGUUUUAAUAUGAGAAAAAUUCGAGACGGUUCGUAUUAAUAAGAACCGUCUCGAGAGAUGAACCUUCGGGUUAAUGCGAAAUCUAUUGGGAUUCGUAAGAUGAUGACGAAGAAUGUUAAUAAGAAGGGCUCGGUGAAAAUAACGAAGAAGACGAGGAACCCAUGGAAAAUUAUUAACGGUAUAAACAUUAAAGUGACGGGAGAUAAAAGUGAUAAAAGAUUUGGAGUAACUGCAGUAUCAAUACCAGCAGUAGCAGUAGCAGCAGCAACAACAACAGCAGCAGCUAAAGCUACGAUUAAAACGAUAACGAACAAGACUAAAAAGAUAGAAUACGUUAAAGCAGCAUGCCACCGGUGUUAGGAGGCGCGGCAAUGGCGGUCCUUCCGGUAAGCCCGCAAACGGCUACGCAGGGUAACCCGCACCACCAUCACGGUCAUCACGUACACCAAGGGCAAACGCAGGUUUUGAUAGCGGCCGCCGGUGCAGGCACGCAGGCUCAGCCGCAGCUGCUUUAUCAACCAUAUAAUCUAAUGCCGGCGACUGGUUCGCCGUCGCAUCAACCACCCUUUCAACAACAUCAUCACCAAUAUCAGCAACAUCAUCAUCAACAACAGCAACAACAACACCAAGCCCAACAACAACAGCAACAGCAAGCCCAACAACAACAGCAACAUUCACCACCUCCACCAGCUCAACAGCAUCAACAACAGCAUCAACAACAGCAUCAACAACAGCAACAACAUCAUCCAGGUGCCGCCCAACAACAACAACAACAGACCAGUUUUCUUCCUAACGAAGUUGGAAACGCUAUAACUACCGCUGCCUUGGCCUUGGAACGAAGGGAAGCGGAAGUACGUGAAUUAGAAAAACGCGAGCGCGAGACGAAGAUGGAACGAGAGAGGUUGGAAAAACAAAGGGCCGCCGAGCAAGCGGUUCACAAACAUUUCGAGGAAUCCCUUAGGUUGGCACAGCAAAAGGUGUCUUAUAUUCCGCAGAGAAACUUGCAGUCGGCCUCGAUGGCGUGGAACACUUUUAUACCUCUCCCACCACACGGAAGUAGAAGUCAUGGUGGUCCGCAUUCGGGUAUGGCUGCGCACGGUGGCCACCAUCAUCCUGGUGGUCCUGGUUCAACCGCUACGCAUCCUGUAACGGUGGCGCAGCAACAGCAACAGCAACGUGAACGCGAAGAACGUGAAGCUAGAGAACGAGAACGGGAAAGGGAACGAGACCGAGAACGAGAUGCGAGAGAAAGGGAACGGGAACGGGAAAGGGAACAGCAUAUGGCAGUUGCUGAAAGAUUACAUAGGCAAGCUGAAGCUAGAGAUCACGUGGCUGCACAACAAAGGGCGGCUUAUUACGCUGCUACAGCGCCAGCGACUCAACAGGUAUCCCGACCGUCGAGCGUACCUGGAAAAGUCGAAUACCCACCACCACCAGCACAUUCUAGGACAUCUAAGUCAUCGUUGCCGGUUGGUAGUCUUCACGAAAAAGCACCGUCAGUGGUGGGUCCGUCGCACAGUUCGCUUCCAAAAGCUGAACCGAACGUUAAUCUGUUCAGUUAUUCAACUUACCAAGCGCAAUCCUCGUAUAUGCAUGAUAUGAAAGUAAAGAGCGACCAACUUGGACAAUCUUCUCAUAAAACGUUAACGAGCAAAAGUGGUUUAGCUGGUGGUCUCGAAAGAGAUCAUCAUGGUAGGGAGGUAUUACAAAAUCCACCUUCUUUGCUAUCCGAUCACAAGAGUUCCGUUAUUGUGAAAAACGAAGGCAGAGAGUUACCCAAGGGUCCACCACCUCAACAACACUCGCCGAGUCCGAAAAUGAUGCCGUACAUGAACGUUCAACCGGUAACGCCGCAACACAAGCAGGCUGCCUACGAAUAUAGGAGUCCAACUCAAAGCCCUCAUCACCUCCAUCACCUGGACAGUUUGCAAGGGGCAAAGAGCAUACCGCAAAGUCAUCACAGAAGUGGGAGCAGCGGUGGAGGUUCUACGACAGCGUCCCAACUACCGAGCUCUCACGGUCAUCCACCACCACACUCGCACAAUCGACAGUCGCCUCAUACUCAGCAUCCUCAUCAGCCGCCACAUCCAUCGCCCCCAGAAACGCGUUAUCUGAACAGGUCCGAGCCUGGGCUACCCUACGCUACAACUAAAUCAACGUAUGCUUAUCCACAUCCACACCCACCUACGGUUUCACCGACUUCACAUUAUGCCGCACCUCCGGCUGUCUCGAAACCGAAAGUCAGCAGUCCGGCGCCACCACAUAUAUACGGCAAGCCAAAUUCCGGUAUAAUGACCGGUACGCCAGUUUGUAGGGCUUCCGAGCCCGCAGUCGCAGCACCGAUACCUUUAACGUCGAAAGCCGGUAGCUCGCCUUACCAGCAAGUGCCUCAUCAUCAUGGAGCGCCGCCACCUCCUUUACCUCCACCAGCCCACAGUAGCAGAUCCGUAUACGAUAACAGGGGUUUCGCUGGUUCGAUGCCAGCCGCGAAACUACCACCUCCACCUCUACACGGAUCACCACCUACGGCUGCUUCGGCACCGCUUUCGAGGCCGAUCGUUCAUCCUGCUCAUCACGGUAGUCCACACCAACAACCCGGUCAAACGUUGCAACACUCUCAACCGCAGAUUGCUGCUUCGAAUUUUCAAACGCAACCCCUCGAUCUCGGAGUUGAAAGAUCCGGCUCCCCUAAGAGAAAAGCACCAACGCCACUUUCCUGCGAUAAUGUUAGUGGUCAGCCGGUUUCCUUAGAGGUCUGUAAAAAACGACGAACGGAAGAACCACAACCGUUGUCCCUACAAUGCGUCGGCCCACCCGUUUUGUCUAGGGUGAGCGAACCUAGUCCUCUCAUCGCUUCGGCCGCAACCUCUAUCACCACUGUCGUCAAUACCGCGGCUUUAUUGUCACAACCUACGAGCGACUCUCAGCCUUCUCAAGAACGUACCGUUGCCGUUGAAAGUCCAGCACCGAGGACAGCCAGUGGCGAUGGUUCGGUUAGACCAGCCAGUACCGGCAGUGUUAGCUCUUUUAAUCCUACCAAUGUUAGUGCAGCACCAAGUCCAGCACCUAUACCAAGUCCAGCUCCAUCAAUGGCGCCCAGUCCAGCACCCAGUGCUCCUGGUACACCUGCCAAAACUAAUCCUACCACAAACGAUAAUGAAAAAUCCGAAAGUCCAGCACCGAGACAACCUAGCAGUACUAGCUAUCCCGUUCAUAAAUUAAAAAAGGCAUGGCUUCAAAGGCAUUCAGGCGAAGAUGGGACCGAGGAUACCACAGGCAUGGUUGGAAGUGGUUCCUGUGUUACCUUACCUCUCAACAUUUCUCAAGCACCAUCUCAACCACUGAAUAACAAAGAACGCGAACCAAGCUCGAAUUCGAGUAACACAACUACAACUACGACCUGUUUACCUAGCGCCGUUAAUUCCAUUUACAAUAUCGGUAGUAUGGCAGUGAACAGCAUCAACAAGAGUAAAGUCACUGCGAAAGGAAGUCGUAAGACAACGAAUAAGGAACCUCUUAACGGUCAUGCAACUGACGUAAAAAAUCUUCAAGAAGAUUCAUCCAGCAGCGACACUGAACGAAAGUCGCCGCCUAAAAGAAAAACAACCAAGGUAAAACGAAAGAAGGGAGCUGCACGGAGGCAACAAACUGCCGCAGAAGAUCAGCGGAGACACAAAGAAGAGAAACAAAGCGUAGGGGCUGGAGCGGGAAGUGAUUCUAGCCCUGAAAGCGAUGCUGGAUCUGGUAGCGAUAGCGAACAAUUGGGCUCUGUUCAACCAACUCCAAGAGUGCGACAUACCACGGCUAAUUCCAACAAUUCCUCUGGAAACGAAAAUAAUAAUAAACUCAGGAAAAGAGGGAGAAGACCAAAGACUACUAAAGGUAACAACGAUACAGGAGGAGAAGAUCAACAACCCCGUCAAAAAAAAGAACGUAGAGAUGAUAGCACAAGUGGCGGUAACAAUGGGCCAGGUGGAAGUGGUGGUCCCAUACGAAGACCAGCCGUAUCACAGUUAAAGAAGACAGGUCAAAGCUGGUUACAAGACGAUAUUUGUUUCUACGCUGCACCUAAAUUAGCCAAGUGUCGUGAAUGUCGGCACGCCAUUACUAACGGACUUAAAAAUCUUCCUCAAAAUGUCUUCUGUAGAUUCUUCGCAUUUCGCAGAUUACGAUAUACAAAAAAUGGACAAUUGGCUAUCGCUGGAUUCAGCGACCCGCACAAAGAUACUUCCGAGGAAGAUCUACGCUUAUGGUUGCCGGGAAAAGAUAAUCAGGACUCGGGCAAUAGUAAAGAUGAUAAAUCAGAAAAAAACAACGAUAAAGAUAAAUUAGAUAAAGUUAUCAAAGGAGAUCUAGACUUAGAGACAGCACACAGACUUCUUCGACAAGUAGGAGAUCAAUUUUGCGAUCUCUUACAUCAAGAAAAGGAUGCACUUCAAGAACAUAUGGCUGAAGUGAGUGCGGGAAUUACAGACGGAACAGUAGCAUGGAAGAGAGUUCUACCAGGAGUAAGAGAAUUAUGCGACGUAUGCGAAACAACACUUUUCAAUUACCAUUGGGCUUGUAGGAAAUGUGGAUUUGUCGUAUGCAUCGAUUGUUAUAAGGGACGUAAAAAUGGAACAAUUAAAAUAUGGGGUGAAAGCGGCAAAGACAGGGAUGAUUUUUCAUGGUUACUGUGUACGAACAGACAAGCUCACGAACCAGAAAGACUAAUGCUAACGCAAAUAAUAGCUGGCGAUAGUCUCCUACGACUUGGACAACGUCUUCAUGAGUGUAGAUCAGAAUGGGGAAUCCCUCAGCAUUGUGGUUGUUCUUUUGUUUCACCUGGUCAACCAAACGAAAGUUUAAGAAAUUUAAUUAAAGGAGAAACUGUUCCUGUUCUUAAUGGUAACAUUAAGCAAGAACCCAAAGAGGAAAAGAAGAUAAAUGAAUCGAAUGGUGCAUCGGAAAACAAAGUUAAUGGGGAAGAUAAAAAUUCACCUUUAAAUUGGUUGGCAGAUGUGGCAUUGCAAAAUCAAGAUAAGAACGAAAGUGGUUCGAGUUCAGAUUCGGAUGAAGAUCGUGACGGUAAUUAUUCUACCUUGAGAGAAUUGUUAAUAAGGCCAUCCCACAAAUCCAAUGGUAAUGGAUCCAGAUCUAAUUCACCGACUAAUAACACUAGUAAUACCAAUUCAGCAUCCGGUACAAACACUCAUAAUAAUAUGACUAAAUCUGGUAAGAAAUCUAAAAUGGAUACACUUGACGAAGUAAUAACCAGUGUUAUCGAGCAUACGGUAACUAAGGAAAGAGAAAGCGGAUUGGAUGACGACGAAAAACCAAGAGAAUUGAAACACUUUGUACGUAGAUAUAAAUGGACUCAAAGGGGUAGAGAACCAUUACCAAUAAGAAUCAUGACGUUAACCGAAAGUAAAAGUUUGUAUCCAGAUGUACCACAUUCCUGGCUGUGCGACGGUAAAUUGUUAAGGUUAAACGAUCCGAACAAUCCAAACAAUUAUAGAAUUUUCCAAGACCAAUGGAAACGCGGACAGCCGGUUAUAGUAUCGGACGUAGCUAAAUCUCUGGACAUGGAUCUUUGGCAUCCCGAUUCAUUUGCCAGAGAUUUUGGGGAUAAGAAAAAUGAUCUUAUCAAUUGUAUGACUGGUAACUUGGUACCGAAUCAACCAAUGAGAAAAUUCUGGGAAGGUUUUGAACACUUUUCCAAACGACUUAAAGACGAAAGGGGAAAUCAUAUGUUAUUGAAAUUGAAAGACUGGCCGCCUGGCGAUGAUUUUGCUGAAUUAUUGUCGACGCGUUUUAUUGAUUUAAUGAAAGCAUUACCAUUGUUGGAAUACACCCAUCGACAUGGUAGAUUGAAUUUAGCGAGUCAUUUACCUGAUUGUUUUGUAAGACCAGAUUUGGGUCCUAAAAUGUAUAACGCAUAUGGUUCUGCACUUUAUCCUAACAAAGGUACUACCAAUUUACAUUUGGACAUCUCUGAUGCGGUUAACGUGAUGGUAUAUGUUGGUAUUCCUAAAGAUGCCGAUAAUGAUGAACACGUCAAAGAGGCAUUAAGAGCUAUUGACGAAGCAGGCUGUGAUAUUCUGACGCGUCGUCGUGUUCGUGAACGCGGUGAAGCACCAGGAGCAUUGUGGCAUAUUUAUGCGGCUCGCGAUGCUGAUAAAAUACGUGACUUAUUAAAUGCAGUAGCAUUGGAACGUGGUGCACGAUUAGAACCACAUCAUGAUCCUAUACACGAUCAGAGUUAUUACUUGGAUGGUCCUCUGCGGGAACGAUUGUAUCGCGAAUACGGUGUCGAAGGAUACGCAAUCGUACAAUGUCUUGGAGAUGCCGUUUUCGUGCCAGCGGGUGCACCACAUCAAGUUAGAAAUUUACACAACUGUAUCAAAGUGGCAGAAGAUUUUGUAUCACCGGAGAACGUGUCGCAUUGUUUCCAUCUAACACAAGAAUUUCGUGAAUUAUCCGAUUCCCAUACCAAUCAUGAAGAUAAGUUACAAAUCAAAAACAUUAUAUAUCACGCGGUUAAAGAUUCUUUAACGGUGUUAGCUAAUGCUAAAGAAGAGACCAUUGCCAAAACUAAAACUGGAAAUGAAACGAAGAUUAAAGAAGAAACGUAGCCAUAGGCCCCCCCUCGUCGUGAUCUUUAAAGAUCCAUGGAAUGUGAAAAAUCAUUGUCUUUUAAUAUAUUAAUUACAAACAAAUAUAAAUUCGCGGUUUUUAUAUGCGCGAUUUUAGAAGUUACACAUAUGCUUCGUCAUUUUUCUAGAAGCAAGAUUUUUGCAAAGGAGCAAGAACGAAAGGGAAGAAGAUGAUGGUGGUGUUGCGUUGCGUGGUGGUGUGUGUGUGUGUGAAAAAGAGAGUAAGAAUUUUUUUUUUGUUUUUUUAAUGCUCCAUACAUUUUAAGAAAAGAAUGUGAACAAACAAAGAUAGAGAAAGAGAGAAGAUUAUCGGGAAUAAUGAACUCCGAAUAAAUAAUUAAUUAAUUAAUUAAUUAAAUAAAUAUAAAUGGAGAUAAAAUAGAUAGGUAGGGUAGGCAAAGGAGUGAUGUAAGAAAAGAAUUU